AUGUCACUGCAUCACAUUGGAGAUGAUGCAUAUGAUUUGUAUACAUCCUUACCAGAUCCAGCAUCUUCAUCUUCCGAUAAUGAGUAUGACAAAGCAAAAUUGAAAUUAUCCAAUUACUUCAAACCCAAAAUCAAUGUUGAGUUUGAAAUAUAUAACUUCAGACAAGCUAAACAGUUACAUGGAGAAACCUUGGAUCAAUACUACGCUCGCUUGCUGAAAUUAUUCAAGAACUGUAACUUUGAUGACCAUAAGAAAGAAAUCAAGUCUCAAAUCAUUCUCAGUACUAACUCCACCCGGAUUAGGCGAAUUGCAUUAUCUGAACAAUUAACACUAGAAGAGCUUUUAGCAAAAGGCAAAACAUUUGAAACUACCGAUCAUCAACUUAUGGCUAUUGAACAGAAAGAAACAGUAAAUUUUUCAAAAACCAGCAAAGAAAGCAGGAAGGAUAGAAAAGAUAAUGGCUAUUUCAAGCACAAUAAACAAGAAAAGUCAAAAUGUCAAACUAGAAAUUUUGAAUCUGUCAAAGAAAAUAAAACGGAAAAAAUUUGCAGAAAUUGUGGCAAUAACUGGCAUAAUCAAGAUCCCAAGUUGACAUGCCCAGCAAGAAAUGCACAAUGUAGAGGAUGCGGGAAAAAAGGACAUUUUCAAAAACUUUGCAUUACUACUGGAAUGAUGAAAAUUCCUUCCAAACAGCAAACAAGGGCUAUAAUGAAUAAUCAACCAGAAAUUGAACUUUUGAAAGAUAAUGAAUCAUCGUCAGAAGAAGCAUUCCGAAUAAUUUAA
Messenger RNA from Leptinotarsa decemlineata (Colorado potato beetle), 783 nucleotides. RefSeq lists its product as uncharacterized. Lineage: Eukaryota; Metazoa; Arthropoda; Insecta; Coleoptera; Chrysomelidae. The record is from RefSeq and is a predicted model, not a curated record.